Messenger RNA from Oryza sativa Japonica Group (Japanese rice), 2185 nucleotides. The record is from RefSeq and is a predicted model, not a curated record. NCBI's taxonomy places the organism in Eukaryota, Viridiplantae, Streptophyta, Magnoliopsida, Poales, Poaceae.
CUCGAGCUCCUCCCAAUGCGGCCAUGCCUCCUCGUGCUCGGUUGCCGUGUGGGAUGGAGGAUGGGCUGUGUGGGGCCCACUAUUGGUCAGCCAAAUAGACUAGCCAAAUUUGGCUAGUGAAGGGAGAGUUUUGGCCAGAGCCAUCCGGUUAGAGAAACAGUUGGAGUUAGUUUUUUUAGUUAGAAUGGCUAAAUUUUGACUUAAAGAGUGGAAUGGAGAGGCUGUUGGAGAUGCUCUUAGAUAAUGUGUCGAUGAAAUUGCCUCUUCCACCAUUGUUGUUACUUGUCAGAAGGUGAUGGCCAAAGGGAAGAAGAUUCAUCUGGAAUCUGCCGUUGGUGCGUGCAGUGGCGUCGUGGCUAAAGAGGAGGAAGGAGCGGGGAGCUGGGGACGGCGAGCACGCGGCGGCGCUCCGGCGAGGCUAGCCAUGACGCGGUGGCGGCGUUUUUGCUACGAACGUGGCGUUCGGAGUUAAAAACCCCGACCCCGUCGGACCUGUUACGACCGUUCGACAUGUCUUGCGCGGUCCAGAUUAGCUUGAGGCGAGAUGGGGCUCGGCGUGUCAAACAGAAACGGCCCAAGAAGGCCCAAUUUUAGGAUCUCUCCCAUCGAUCUGAUCCGCCCAACUCCGAUCGGACGGUUUAAGAUCGACCUGAAUCGGAUCCCUACCAUUUGGUGCACGUUUGGGCAUAAGUCACAGUGCUAGGGUCUCUUUUGCAAAAUUCUCGUGGCACUUCUUUUCCGGACCGAUCUGACCCGUCUAACUGCGAUCGUACGGUCAGCUCUGAGCGUAGAACGCCGCCGCCGGAGGCGGCAUGUGGCGGCCGCGCUCCUGCCGGAGACGGUGCCGCUGCCGCGUUCUCGCCACGCCGGCCACGCUAUGCACGGCGGAGGAGCACUCCCAGGGUAUCCGCUUCGUGCGUGCCGUUAACCUCGACCUCCGACUCUCCGACUCAUCGUCGCCAUAAUCACCAUGACAAUGGCCAUGGCGUCAAUGAAGGGAGAGAACGUCACUGUAUCUGCAGCAGCAGCUCCUCGGAUGAAGAAGCUGGCGAGCAUGCUUUGCAUGAAGGGAGGGAACGGCGAUGGCAGCUAUCUCAACAACUCCCAAGCUCAGGCUCUGCACGCCCGGCGCAUGCUUCACUUUCUGGAGGAGACACUGGACGCGAUGAUGGAACGUUCGUCCAGCGACAAGCUCUUCACGGCGGCCGACCUGGGUUGCUCCUGCGGCAGCAACAGCCUCUUCAUCGUCGACGUCAUCGUCCGCCGCGUCUCCGAGGCGUACGAGUCCCGCGGCCGCGACGCCCCCGAGUUCCAGGUCUUCUUCUCCGACCUCCCCAGCAACGACUUCAACACGCUGUUCCAGCUGCUCCCGCCGCUCCUCGCGCCGGUGGCCGGCAGCCUCGAGGAGUGCCUCGCCGCGGGCGAAGGCGCGGCGACGGCGACGCGGCCGUACCACGCGGCCGGCGUCCCCGGGACGUUCUACGGGCGCCUCUUCCCCGGCGAGUCCAUCGACGUGUUCACCUCCACCUUCUCUUUGCACUGGCUCUCGCAGGUGCCGGAGGAGGUCGGUGACAGCGCGUCGCCGGCGUACAAUGGCGGGCGGGUGUUCGUCCACCGCGCCACGGAGGCCGUCGCCGCCGCGUACAAGCGCCAGUUCCAGGCCGACCUCGCCCGCUUCCUGCGUUCGCGGGCGCGCGAGAUGAAGCGCGGCGGCGCCAUGUUCCUCGCCUGCCUCGGCCGGAGCUCCGGCGACCCGGCCGACCAAGGCGGCGCCGGCCUCCUCUUCGGCACGCACUUCCAGGACGCGUGGGACGAUCUCGUCCAGGAGGGCGUGGUCGAGGGGGAGAAGAGGGACAGCUUCAACAUCCCGGUGUACGCGCCGAGCCUGCAGGAGUUCCGCGACGUCGUGCGCGCGGACGGCGCGUUCGCGAUCGACAGGCUCGAGCUGGUGAGGGGAGGGAGUCCGCUGGUGGUGGACCGGCCGGACGACGCGGCGGAGGUCGGCCGCGCCAUGGCGAACAGCUGCAAGGCCGUGGCCGGGGUGCUCGUGGACGCGCACAUCGGCGAGCGCCGCGGCGCGCAGCUGUUCGAGCGGCUGGAGCGGCGCGCGGCGAGGCACGCGAGGGAGCUCGUGGAGAAGAUGCACUUCUUCCACGUGGUUUGCUCGCUCUCUCUCGCGCCAUAA